AUGACUCAGCAGGUCGGUGCCAGCAGCAGCCCGAGGCGUGGGAAGGAGGCGGCCAGCGCUGCCGGGCUGGGCGGGUCGGGGGCCCGGGAGGAGGACGCCCCCGCCUCGGCCCUCGCAGCCGGGCUUGACUCCCUCGCCUCCCAGCGCAAUGCGUAAAGGCGCAGGGGCGCGGCUGCAGGGCGCACCGUCCCCGACGAGAAGCCCCUGGUUUCCCCACCCCCGGGGGGCCCGAUCCCCCAGCCCCGACCCCCCCUCCCAGCCAUGACCCCUCUCCUGCCCCCUCUCCUGCGGGGCUGCCUCCCCUUGCUGAGCCCGGGCGCCGGCUGCCUGUCCACCCGCCCUCCCCGCGGGGGUCGCCUGCGGGUCCUGGUCGACCUGGACGGGGUGUUGGCCGACUUCGAGGGGGGCUUCCUGAAGGGGUUCCGGGCCGCCUACCCGGACAAGCCCUACAUCCCCCUGGAGGGUCGCCGGGGCUUCUGGGUCUCGGAGCAGUACGGGCAGCUGGAGCCCGACCUGAGCGAAAAAGCCAUCAGCAUUUGGGAGUCCAAGAACUUCUUCAUCGACCUCGAUCCUCUCCCAGGUGCCGUGGAAGCUGUGAAGCAGAUGGCAAAUUUAGAAAAGACUGACCUAUUCAUCUGCACGAGCCCUAUCAAGAAGUAUCGCUAUUGCCCUUAUGAGAAGUACGCCUGGGUGGAGAAGCAUUUGGGCCAAGAAUUCCUGGAGCAGAUCGUCCUCACCCGAGACAAAACGGUAGUCUCCGGCGACCUGCUGAUCGACGACAGGCCCGAUAUCGUAGGAGCUGAGAAGAGCCCCAGCUGGGAACACAUUCUCUUCACAGCCUGCCACAACAAGCAUCUGGAGCUCCCCCCUCCUCGUAGGCGGCUCCACUCAUGGACCGACAACUGGAAGGCUAUCUUGGACAGCAAGCGGACCUUGUAG
This is a messenger RNA of Euleptes europaea (tarantolino), 939 nucleotides long. RefSeq names its product 5',3'-nucleotidase, mitochondrial (gene NT5M). Gene Ontology annotation, biological process: pyrimidine deoxyribonucleotide catabolic process. The transcript is spliced from 7 exons. Lineage: Eukaryota; Metazoa; Chordata; Lepidosauria; Squamata; Sphaerodactylidae. Gene Ontology annotation, molecular function: 5'-nucleotidase activity. The record is from RefSeq and is a predicted model, not a curated record.